AUGAAGAAAAAUGUUGGAAGUUCUAGUACUCCAAAUUCUAAAAAGAAAUUGACUAUGGAUUUUUAAUAGGAUUAAUCCUAAUAAUAACCAUAAACUAGUUAAUUCAUUUCAACAGAAGAUCAAUCUCAAGGGGAUUAGCCUAAAGUAAAAAGUCUAUUAAUUAAAAUAGAAUGAUGAAUCCAUAAUUACCAAUGAUUUACCUUAAGCUAGCAGCACCAACUUAGUUUAAUAAGAAAAUCAAGACAAUUUAGAUAAUCAAAUUGGAGAUACAAAUAAUGAUGAUGAUGCUAAAAUUAAUGCAGAUUCAAAUAUUGUAAAUUCUGACGAAACAGAUAAAUUAAAUCUAAUUAACCAUCAAAUUGAGAAUAAUCUAAUCAAUGAGAUUUCAUAAAAUGAAUCAAUCAUUGUGCAAAAUUAAAAUCCAGAUUAAUAUUAAAAUCUAAAAUAAGAAAGUAUUUAACAUAAUUAUAACAGAAAGUCAUUAUUUAAAUUCGCUAGAAAACGAAGAUCCAAAUCAAUAGACCAAAAAAGCAAGACCGUAAUUUAGUAAUAAAAAAAAAAUCACUAUAGAAAUAAAUAAUGACGAAAUUGAUAAUUACAAAUAAGAUAUUGAUUCGGGAUAGUAAAUUAAUUCCUAACUCUCUUUGAGACUGCAAUAAGAAUAAACCAAUAAUUUAGUAUAAUAAUCAGAUAUAGAAGGUAGUUUAGAAGAUAAUCAAGAAUAGAAGUAAAUCCAACUAGAAGAUAUUAUCGAAAAUGACCAGAAUAUGUAAACUUAAAACACAGAAGAUCAUAGGUAAGAUGUAGAAAUAGAUGAUUGUGAAAAUACAGAAGAAAAAAACAGCCAAGAAUCAAUUGAUGAGGAUACUAAAAAUGUAAAUGCUUAAAUCAAUUCUGAAUAAUUACGAUAAAUAGAAGAGGGAUCAUCAGAGCAAGGAGAACAACUACCUGAUUUGAGUUAAGAAAUCAAAUAGGACCAUUAGGAAGUAGAAUAAUAAUAAUCAAUUUAAAUAUAGAUUGAGGACUAAGAGAAUAUUUUGGAAGGGCUAUAGUAGAAUUGCAAUAAAAGGGAUAACUAUGUUGAGAAUGAAAAAAAAGGAAAUUUAGAUUAAGUCGACGAAUCAAUUAAUGAAGAUGCAUCGUAAGAACUUGUGAAAGCUAAAACUGAUGAAGUAAACAAUAAUUAAGAUGAGAACUAUGAAAAUAAGGAAGAUAAUGAAUCUAAAUAUUCUGAUAAAAUUAUUGAAGAAACACAAAAAUCUAUAGAAUAGUCUAAUCAAUUAGAAGAUGAUACAGAAAUGAACUAGGAUAUUUAAGAUAAAGAUUAAGAAUCUUAAUGUAAUAAUUAGGAAUUAACACUGGAAGUUGAGGAUAAAAAUUAAUCUUAAAAUUAAGAUGAGGACAAAUAACAUUAUUAGGAUGAAAAUUAUUCAAAUAGUUAAAGUGAAGAUGAAUAAAAUAAAUAGGAUGAAUAUAAAGGAAAUAUUUAAGGUGAAGAGGGAUAAAAAAAUAGUUAAGAUGAGAAAAGACUCAACAGUUCAGUUGAUUAGUAAUUCUUAUUCACAGAUUCAACAGAUUAGAAAAAAUCUAUUAGAGAAAGCGAUCUAUAAACUAAUUAAGUUGAAUAAGAAAAAACAGAAGUAAAUGAAAUUGAGAUUAACUAAGACUAAGUAGUAGAUUAAGGAGAAAGCAAUUUAUAAUAAAUUAAUGAAGAAUGUCUAUAAGAUAAUUUAUUAUCAUAAGAGGGUGAUGUUUCAAAAUAAAUAGUUUCAAAGGAAGUUUAGUAGGAUGAAGAAUUUAUCAUUUAAGCAUAAUUUGAAUAAUUGCAAUUGAGUGAAAAUUCAAUAUAAUCAUAAACUAAAGAGGAAGAAGAUUAAUAGCCAAUCAUAGUUAAAACUGAGGAUGAAGAAAUCUUUGAUAAGAUCAAUAAUUCACAAUAAUAAGAUAAGGACAUCAGAGUCUUAAUUGAAGAUCAAAAUAUGAUACCAGACUAAUAGGAAUUUAAUUAAUAAGAAAUUUUUCCAUAACAAGAGCUUCAUUAAGGAGGCCUAUAAAAAGUAGAAAAAAUAAAUUAAGAGAAUAAUUCUGAUGCAUAAUAACAAGGUUCCAAACACUCAGACAAUUCAGAGGAUAUAUGUGAAUAGCUACAGAAACUAACAAUAUAGGAUUUUGAGAGUGAAAAUGAGAAAGAAAUUGAUUUAAAUAAUAAUGAUAUUUAAUAAUAAGUGAACUAAGAGGAUAUUGAAACAAACAAAUAAUGUAUCUUCUAAGAGGAAGUUAACCUGCAACUAGAGUAAAUUAAGCUGCAAUGCGAGAAUAAUUAAGAGGAACAUAAAGAAGUAACUUAAUGUGAAGUAGAUUAAGGAUUUUGUAAUAAAGAAAUAAUUGAAGUAGAGAAUAGUCCAAAAAUAGAAUAAAAGGCAGUAUUGCUUAACUUAAACUGCAAUGGUGAAGAAAUGGAAUAAAUAUAAUAAUAAGCUAAAAAUGUUUUUUAACCAUAAAUUAAUAAUUUUUCUUAAUAAAACGAAAAAAUGGAUAAGGACAUCGAGUAGACUGAAGAUCAAUAGAUGAAUUCGAACUCCUAACAAAAUGAAGAGGGAACCCUAAGCAAAAAUUAAUAAGAUUCAGAACUGACAAAUGACUUAAUUAAUAAUCAGCCUGAAUCAAACCAAAAAAAAUAAUCCAUUAAAUUGAUUGACCAUUCCGAACAAAACAAAGACUCCGAGGAGGAGGAAAACCUUUUGAAAUCGCAGAAACACGAAGAUAAAUAAGGAGAUGAGCGUCAGAAUGUAACAUUUUCUUCUAAAAAAAAAAUUGAUUCAUAAAAAGAAAGUUACUUUCUUUCUCAAAGCAAAAUCCAAAAUUAAGAGGAUUCUUUAAAUUAGAAUCAAUUUAAUACUAGCUUAUCAUAAAAUCAAAGGGAAUACAAUUCUUCAAAAAGUAACGAUCACACUAAUUUUGAUUUGGGACAUGCAGAAUUAUAUAAGGAUACUUAUUUUAAUUAAAACUCAGAUGAUUUACAAGAGUAGAGGAAAUAAAAGAUCAGAGACUUAAAAUAAUAAAUUGAUUAGGCUGAAAAGGAAAUCGAAGAGAAGGAUUAAGAAAUAUAACAAAAUUAAGAAAUGAUCACUAAUUUCGAAACCUUUGUUUUGGGAAAUACUAAUCCUGAAGAGUUUGAGAAGAUUAUAUUGUCUGAGAGGAAUUUCGAAACAGAAAAUUUAUUGAUUACCCUUUUGAUUAAUAAAUUACGAGAAUUUAUAUAGGAAUUUUAAAAUUCAAUCAUUGAUUUAAUAAAUAGAUUUGAUGGUAAAACAGAAAUAGAGAAAGAUGAAGAAUCUGAAAGAGAUAGAGAAACAAAAGAUCAUGAAAAACACUUACAAGUGAUCUCUAAUGAGUUUAAGAAAUUUAAAUAAAAAAAACAAUAGAAAAAGGAAAUAAACGAUAAUAAAAAUUAAGUGAUUUAAAAUUUGAGUGAUGGUGAUUAGAAAAUGAUCAAUGAAGAACUCAACACACUUAUUUUCAAUAUUAUUGGAUAAACAAAGUUGUUAAGGGAUAGUUUGUAAAAGAAUUGUUGCCUUCUCGUUAAAUUCAAUUGUGAAGUGUACAAUGGCCUAUAAGGAAUGUCCAAAAAUAUCAAAUAACUUGAUUAAAUUAGAAGUCUAACUAAUUCAGUUAAAUUAACAACUUAACACUACUAAUCCAUUAUUAAUGACUAAAUUGAUUUGUAAGAGGCUAAGGAUGAUAAUAAUCACAUAUUACUAUUAGAUUUGUUGAAAUAGCUAAUAAAUAAACAAGAAUAAGCAUUUUAGUUUCAAUAAUUAUUUACAAAUUAUUUAUCUGAAAGGAUUGAUCUUGUUCAAUAAAGCGAAGAAAAUUUAAGGGAAGAUAAUGCUAAAAGAUCACAAACUUUCAAUUGA
This is a messenger RNA of Paramecium octaurelia, 3917 nucleotides long. The record is from the annotation of a GenBank genome assembly. Lineage: Eukaryota; Ciliophora; Oligohymenophorea; Peniculida; Parameciidae.